Messenger RNA from Serpula lacrymans var. lacrymans S7.9, 1780 nucleotides. RefSeq lists its product as uncharacterized. Lineage: Eukaryota; Fungi; Basidiomycota; Agaricomycetes; Boletales; Serpulaceae. The transcript has 9 exons. Bases 73 to 1098 code for a protein of 341 amino acids. The record is from RefSeq and is a predicted model, not a curated record.
GAUAUUUCUGGUUUCCCCUGUCGGGGUAUAUCGCCUGUCCUUCACAUCAGGCAAUCAUCCGCCGCAUUACCAAUGCCUGGCCGUUCAAUCGAAAGUAACUAUUGGUCCAAGCAGCCCUCGCGUGAAAAGGUAUUCUCUAGGAAUGUCUCUCCCUUCGACCCCUCUAUAAGUCGCGAUGAGCCUUCACUCCCGAGCCCCACCGCUCACCACACCUGCUUGCAUCGAAUAAUACAUCCGAUCAAACAGGUCAGCCAUAAAAAUUGUACAUCACGGGUAUUAUCAGAUACACCGUGUAUUUGCGACGGUGCUCAACGUGCAUCUCCUGCUGCUACUAGUACCAGCGACCAGUCAAGUACUCAAUCUCCACCCACGCCUUGGAGCUUGCCUUCCCAGACGUCGCCCAGCAAUGGGCGCAGUACCCCAUGGAAUCAGGCUGGCUCCGAUGGCCGCGCUACUCCCUCACCAAUUCUAUAUCCUCCUACACAGUCUCGUCCUCAGCAUUCCUCUUUCCUGAAUGACAACCAGACGAAAUCCUAUUACCUAGAUGUAGUGCAACACCCACAACGCACGGCAGAAUUUGGAUCCGCUAGUCUCUCUCGAUUGCCGUUAGCGCCGCCUAUCGUCGUACAGCUCAUAGUGCGAGAUCGCUUCGGAAAUUCUAUAAUUCCUGAGAUGGAACUGCCAUUCUUGAUCGCACAUUUGUCACUUUUUACGGAUGAUGGGAGGCCGUUGGACGUCGGUUCCUCUCCGACUGGUGAGGUCCCUCCGCGAAGGCUACUCUAUGGGAACCUAGUCGCCUCGCCGCAAAAGCUAAGAGACUUGCAAGGACGACUUGGACUGUAUUUUCUGUUCUCGGAUGUGAGCAUUCGCUGGAGAGGUCGCUUCCAACUGGGGAUUGCGUUGUUGCGAAUAUCAGAGACGGACCCUUCUGGCGCUAUGAGCAUCGCGGAGCACGGGACAGUUCUCGCUCAAGCACGUACACGACCUUUUGACGUUCUCGCACAUGAAAACUACGUUGCACCCUCCCAAACCCGUCUAACGCAAUGCUUUCUCCGCCAAGGUGCACGAAUUCAUGCCUUUACGCCCAAUAUGUCUUAGACCUUAGAUAUUCGUACUUGUCGCUCCGGGUCACUCGCAUUUCCACGCCUUUGCCAUCUUUUUUUAUUAAAUGUACUAAUGUACAUAAUUGUGUCACGUUUCGUUCAUUCUUGCUAUGGGCAUUUGUUAUCUCUCAUUAUUAUUUUUCUUGAAACUUUUUCGAUUGUGGUGCGACUUGAGAAGUGAAGUGUGGUGCGAGCAUUUUGAUGAUGAUAAGAACGAAUUCGAAGAUGGGCUUAACGAAGGCUCCACAUGAGACUUGAGCUUGAACCAUUCAAUCGUUGCGCUUGUACGGCUACACUUGCGGUUACGUUGCUAUUGUCACACAAGGUUUGGCCGGACAUAACUGUUAAAGUAAAUCGAACUCAUUCUGUCUUGCAGUGAUCUUAACAAUGCCAGCUUCUGAUCAAAUUCAAAAGAAGGAUUCCUCGCAGCUACUUCGAGCGAGCGUCGCUACAUGUGAGCUCGACGUCUUCCCGUGUUGGAGUAGUAGACACUUGGACUCCAGGCAAGUACAGUUGUCCUUCAUCACGUUGGUGCGGUGAGGCAUAGGAUUUCGGUAUCAAAAGGAAAGUAAAAGUGCAUAGAUUUAGGGUGCAAAGCGGGGUCGUAUGGCCAUGCUGCGGUGUGGUAGCACUGCUGCUAUGACAUCGAGGCGCAGGUCCAAGCGCAGUCUCGCGCA